Molecule: messenger RNA, 1746 nt
Organism: Nicrophorus vespilloides
Lineage: Eukaryota; Metazoa; Arthropoda; Insecta; Coleoptera; Silphidae
Product: TNF receptor-associated factor 5
Exons: 6
Coding region: 221-1675 (484 amino acids)
Molecular function (GO): protein binding
Source: RefSeq, a predicted model, not a curated record
GGCAGUGGCUCAUCGAGCGCAUGAAAUUAUGGCUUCAUGUUUAGUGGAAUAACAUACGUGGCUAGUUAGUAUAAUAUUUGUUUUUCUUAUCGGACCAAUAAAAAAUAUGUCGACGUUAUCGCGUUAUACAGAUUGUUAUUCAACAAAAUAGAAUAGAAACCAACACUGACAGCAGCAGGUCAUUUGUAUAUACGUGCUAUACUCGAAAAAAUAAAUAAAAAUGAAUGCAACGAACGGAAGCAGAUUUCGUUGUUAUUUUUGCAACAAGGAAAUAGAAAAGGAGACCGAACAGGGCCACAUGACCACCUGCGGUUCCGUUUUGGAACCUUGCCCGAAGAAAUGCGGUUCCUACGUGCCAAGAAAUAUGAAGAACAAACACGCAAAAGUGUGUCAAAAUCGAAGAUCUUUGGGUGAGCAAGAUCUCUAUGGUACGGCCGGAAGUAGAUGCAGAACUUCAAAACUAGAUAAUCAAAAUAUCUACGAAUCGCUGCGUCCUAUGCCCGCAGCAUAUAGCAACAACAGUCACUUGGAACGCACCAUUAACGACCUGAGUUCGAAGAUAAACAGUUUAUUGACCAACCAAUUGGAUUCAACCAGGAUACAUCAGCAGACGAAUUUGAAAGUGAAAAAUGAUUUGGAAAAGUUGGCAAGUCAAAAUCAAUCGAUGCAAGAAUUUCGAUCAACUGUUCAAAAUCAAAUGGACUCGCUCAGGAAGGAAUUGAAAACGUUUGAUAAGCUUAAAAGAGACAACGAGAUCACAAUCCACAAUAUACAAGAGUCUAUCAAGGAGAUCCAACUUUUGUCGCAAGGCUUGACAUCCAGCAAAGUUGCAUUGAAAGAGGAGCAGAUAUUUAACAGAGAAAAUUUCCAUGAAAUCGCAUUGAAUUUGCAGGAAAUCAAAGACAAGACAAUUGAAGAAAACGCGGUGGUCGCUGCAUUGUGGAACGACCAAAAGCAGCAGAUCGAAAGGAUCGCGAGUGAAAAUGAUGAGUUCGAAAAAACUUUUUCAGAAUUAAAUAACAAAAUCAGUUCGCUCGGCUUCGAUAUUAGAGCUGCAGGUGAGCUGUCUACAGAGUGCGUGGAAAAGUUAAAGCAGCAGCAAAAGGAGAUCGACGAAUUGAGAAAUAACUUGGCGCAAACCAAAUUAGACGUCGAAUUAGCUGAAGAUUCGGUGAGCAGUAUGCAGGGAUUAAUUUCAACAACGCCAGGUAGAAUUAUUUGGAAAAUUAGUGAUUUUUUGAUGAAGCUGGAGAGUGCCAAAAAACAAGAAAGAGUGCCCUUGAAGGGUCCCGUUUUUUACAGCGGAGAUUACGGAUAUCGUCUUCGACUUUUGGUGUUUUUAAACGGGCUUAGGAAGUGGAAGGGCAGAUACUUAUUGGCGUGUAUACAAGUUAUGAAGGGAGAUUACGAUGAUUUGUUAAAGUGGCCGUGCAAGAUUGAGGCUAAUGUAGUUUUAAAAGAUUGCGAAAUGCAGGAAAGUGGCAAAGAUUAUUAUAGAUACAUAACAGCUAAAGGGGAGUGCCCGAACGACGAUCUCGAGGACCCCAACGAAUCUUCGACGCAGUACAUCUUCAUACCUCACAGCACUCUAACGAGGAGCAACUAUUUGAAAAACGAUUCAAUAUAUUUGGAAAUCAAAAUAGCAGGAAAAGCUAAAAACGAGACGCACGUCUAACAAUAAGUUUAUUUUAAGUAAUUUAUUAAUGCAUUUUGUACGACAAGUUUAAUAAAGCAGCUGGCGAACAA